CGCCCUUCAUAAAGCCGAUCUGUGACUGUGACAUUUGGGCUCAGUUCAGCCGGAGGUUUUCCACAGUCACACACAAACACACACGCGCUCUACACUCGUCACAAUGGGACUGACAAGCGACCCGAACUUCCAGAAUCUGGAGAAAUGGUACAAAUCCAACGCCGCCAAUCUCAACAUGAGGCAGAUGUUCGAGGAGGAUAAAACCCGAUUCCAAAAGUUCAGCCUAACAUUAAAAACAGACGAAGGAGAUAUUUUGCUGGAUUACUCCAAAAACCUCAUCAAUGAAGAAGUUAAGAAGAUGCUCGUGGAGCUGGCAAAGUCUCGAGGCGUGGAGGCGUCCAGAGACAAGAUGUUUUCAGGAGAAAAGAUUAAUUUCACUGAGGGUCGUGCUGUUCUCCAUGUGGCUCUGAGGAACCGCUCAAACACUCCUAUACAUGUGGACGGGAAAGACGUGAUGCCGGAGGUCAACAAGGUUCUGGAGAAGAUGAAAGGAUUCUGUCAUAAAGUCCGCAGUGGCGAGUGGAAGGGAUUCACUGGGAAAUCCAUCACGGAUGUGGUUAAUGUGGGCAUUGGUGGAUCUGAUCUGGGUCCGCUAAUGGUGACCGAGGCUCUGAAGCCGUACUCUAAAGGCGGCCCGCGGGUCUGGUUUGUGUCAAACAUUGACGGGACACACAUCGCUAAAACUCUGGCUGAACUCAACGCUGAGACCACACUCUUCAUCAUCGCAUCCAAGACAUUCACCACUCAGGAAACCAUCACAAACGCUGAAUCUGCCAAAGAGUGGUUUCUGCAGGCCGCUAAAGACGCAUCAGCAGUAGCCAAGCAUUUUGUGGCGCUCUCUACAAAUGGACCCAAAGUGAAGGACUUCGGCAUCGACCCGGAGAACAUGUUUGAGUUCUGGGACUGGGUCGGUGGACGAUACUCCCUAUGGUCUGCCAUUGGACUGUCCAUUGCACUUCACAUCGGAUAUGAGAACUUUGAGAAGCUGUUGGCUGGAGCUCAUUGGAUGGACACUCAUUUCCGCACGGCUCCUGUAGAUCAGAACGCACCCAUGCUGCUCGCCCUUUUGGGAAUCUGGUACAUCAACUUCUUCCAGGCGGAGACUCACUGUCUGCUGCCGUACGAUCAGUACAUGCACCGCUUCGCUGCUUAUUUUCAACAGGGUGACAUGGAGUCCAAUGGAAAGUACAUCACGACUAAAGGCACGCGGGUGAACUAUCACACUGGACCCAUCGUAUGGGGAGAACCAGGAACUAACGGACAGCACGCUUUCUACCAGCUCAUCCACCAGGGGACUCGAAUGGUUCCUGCUGACUUCCUCAUUCCUGCCCAAACUCAACAUCCAAUCAGAAACAGCCUUCACCACAAGAUUCUGUUGGCGAAUUUUCUGGCUCAAACUGAGGCGCUGAUGAAGGGGAAAACAACAGAAGAGGCGAAGAAAGAGCUGGAGGCGGGAGGACUGAGCGGAGACAACCUGGAGAAAAUACUACCGCACAAAGUUUUCCAGGGAAACAAGCCAACAAACUCCAUCGUCUUCAAGAAGCUCUCUCCGUUCACUCUGGGUGUGCUGAUCGCCAUGUAUGAACACAAGAUCUUCAUUCAGGGCGUCAUGUGGGAAAUCAACAGCUUUGAUCAGUGGGGGGUUGAGCUGGGUAAACAGCUGGCGAAAAAGAUCGAGCCGGAGCUCCAGGAUUCAGCUCAGGUCAGCUCUCAUGAUUCCUCCACCAACGGCCUCAUCAACUUCCUCAAAAACAACUUUGCUUGAAGAAGACGCACCCUUCUCAGAAUCCCCCGCAGCCUGAAACAUGAAAACGACAAAUUAUAUAUAUUAUAUAUAAUAUAUAUAUAUAUAAUAUUUUUUAGGGCUGGGCAUCAAUUAAUCACAAUUAAUUUCACUCAAAAUAAAAGUUUGUUUUGA
Messenger RNA from Danio rerio (zebrafish), 1918 nucleotides. The record is from RefSeq. Lineage: Eukaryota; Metazoa; Chordata; Actinopteri; Cypriniformes; Danionidae.